This is a messenger RNA of Suillus subalutaceus, 1395 nucleotides long. RefSeq names its product Alpha/Beta hydrolase protein. The coding region runs from base 1 to 1395 and encodes 464 amino acids. NCBI's taxonomy places the organism in Eukaryota, Fungi, Basidiomycota, Agaricomycetes, Boletales, Suillaceae. Gene Ontology annotation, biological process: secondary metabolite biosynthetic process; amino acid activation for nonribosomal peptide biosynthetic process. Gene Ontology annotation, molecular function: phosphopantetheine binding. Gene Ontology annotation, cellular component: cytoplasm. The record is from RefSeq and is a predicted model, not a curated record. The transcript is spliced from 6 exons.
AUGCCCCCUGUCGCAGUCGCCCCUGCUAACAUAAACACUGGAUUCGUUACAAACCUUAAGACAUCUGCUAUCUCUCCACAACUCAAUACUCUUCACGACGUCAUCGCUCAAGCUGUCGACCGCUCUCCGUUGCACGAGCUUGGUUUCAUAACCUCCUUGGCACAUGACUCCUCCAUUCAGACGAAGACCUUCAGCGCGUUCAACCAAUAUGUUCGCAAUCUUGCACGUGUCAUGCUAGAGUGGGGCAAACCCACAGGUUCAGUCGUCGUCGUGUACCUGACGGAGCACGAAGACAAUAUGGCUGCUCGCGCACUUAGUCUCUUCAAGCAAGGCCAGCUUGCGAAGCACAUCGCGCGCGCUGAAGAGCUUCUCAGUCAGGCACGAGGUGUUUCCUUCGUUGCUCCGUCCACCGAGACGGAGAAGGCGCUUGCCAAGAUAUAUGCAGGCAUCUUCAACCUUGCGGACAGCACGGUGUCAGCCAGCGACAACUUCUUCGAGAUCGGCGGUACUUCCAUUGAUGCUAUCUGCCUCAAGCGUGAAGGAGAGGAAUACUUCGGCCUGCCUGACAUCUCUGUCAUUAAAAUCCUCAAGCACCCCGUUCUCUCGAGCCUGGCGAACUACAUCAACUCUUUGCUCUGCAAGGGCACCCAGACUGAGGGCUGCGACCCCAUCACGCCAAUUUUCUUCGUGCACCCUGGUAGCGGAGAGGUUCUCACUUUCGUCAAUCUUGCCAAAUACUUCCAUAAUGAGCGUCUCUUCUAUGCUUUUCGUGCUCGUGGCUUCGAUGCUGAUCACCCCUAUUUCACCUCCAUGGACGAGAUGGUUUCCUGUUAUACCGCAGCAGUCAAGAAGACUCAGACGACGGGACCAUACGCUAUCGCAGGCUACAGUUACGGCAGUGUUGUCGCAUUUGAAGUUGCAAAGCGGCUCGAGGCCAUGGGCGAUGAAGUAAAGUUUGUAGGUCUCGUUCACAUCCCCCCUCAUAUCACCCCUCGCAUAAACAAGAUUGAUUGGACAACCUGCAUGCUCUACUUGUCGUACUUGUUUGGUCUCAUGUCAAAACAUGAUGUCAAUGAUCUGGCUCUUCCCAUGAGACUGCUCAUGAAGCAGGAGCAGCUCGAGUUUGUGUGGAAGAGGUCACCUCCUGAACGAAUUGUCGAGCUCCAGCUGACGCCCGAGAAGCUUAAUAAAUGGGUGGAUCUAGCUGAGUCUCUCUUCCAUUUCGGAUUAGACUACAGCCCAUCAAGCUCACCGCACUUGAAGUUUUCUAUGCCAUUCCCCUUUGCCGGAACCAAGGUUGACUGGCUCAACAACCAUCUCAAGCUAUGGUCUAGCUUCAGCUGCGGCGAGUUCCAGGAGAUCUUCCGCAGUCAUCUCGAAGCUCGUGGGCUGUAG